GGAUGAGGACGCAUCAUUGGCUGAAAGUUCGGCGUUGCCUCCCAAAAGUUUUUCCAACAUCAAUUUUAUCAACUUUGUCUCAACUUCCUCCAAGUGCGAAUUCCUCAACGCGUGGACGCUGCGUGCACUCCGUGACAAAAAGGUAUGUGUUUUCUGGGUUGGAAUUAGAUAUCGAUUGCGCCCCCCCUACAGAAAGAGAGCAUGUCUUCCCCUGGAGACUGGAGGGACGAGUUUUCAGCAGACGAGGAUGAACUGCCGCCGCGCCUGAAGAAGCGCACGGCGCAGGUGUCCUGCCUGCCUUUCAGCGUGGAGGCGCUCAUGUCGGACAGGAGGCCGCUGAGUGCGACGGACAGGGAAGAGGGAGAUGACUCGUGCAUGGACGAUCAGGCGCACAGUCCGGAUGAGUUCUCCCAACAAAUACGGUCUAUUAAAUCAGAGCCGUCGGAACGAGGGGACUGUGCGUCUUGGAUAUCCAGCCCUAUUAAGAUGUCAUCACCAGCCCCACAGCUCAGUCCAGCCAUCUGCCCCUUGAGGAAGCACAAAACCAACCGCAAGCCUCGCACUCCCUUCACCACCACGCAGCUCCUGGCCCUGGAGCGGAAGUUUCGUCAGAAGCAAUACCUGUCCAUCGCCGAGCGGGCCGAGUUCUCCUCCUCUCUGUCGCUGUCCGAGACCCAGGUCAAGAUCUGGUUCCAAAACAGACGAGCCAAAGCCAAGAGACUUCAGGAGGCCGAAUUGGAGAAACUCAAAGUAACAGCUGGCAUUGGGCCCAAAGCUGUAUUCCACCCAGGCUUCGGUUUUCCCCUUAGUGUCAACCUGCAGGCUGGAUCAGCAGCACUCUACGGACUGGGCUGCUCAUACGGCCGCAGCCCUAUUCUCCCCGCUGCACAUCUGGCUAUGUACGCCUCACAGGUCGGCCACAGCCUGUUCCACCUCUCCUGAGAGGAAGCAGCAUUAUACAGUGCUGUGAAUCUGGAUAUCUGUGUUAAAAAAAACAAACGAGAGGUCGAGAGUGUAUCGUGAAGUCAUGCACUUUAUAAAAGACUUGAUUUAGGACCUGAAGUGGAGCUGAAGCUUCAAGGUCUUCACUGGUCUUUAGUUACAAGGAGAAUUUAUAAAGUUCUUUUACUGUUUGCAAGAGACUAUGGAAGGACAAGGAUACAGCAUCUCAAAGAUCCUUCAUUUCUGUUUGCCAACGCUGAUUCAGCAGGGGUUAAAAGAUAAUAAAUGGAAUAUUGAUCAGGCCAUGUGUAAUUUGUCCUGAAUAGCAGAUUGCAUUUAUUGUAGCCUUUUUGAUAAAUUUCUUUCUACUCUUUUUGUUUUUCCUGGAUGAUUCCAGCUUUGGGAAUAUUAUUUUUCACUUCUUAGCCUUGAAUAUGGAGUGGUAUUUUAUAUUGUACUCCUCCUAGAAGAAUAAUUGUGACAGUAACAGUGUGGCCUGUUCAAGUGCGUGCUUACUUAAAAGCUAAACAUUCACAAGUGACACACAUUUAUUUAUGGUAUCUCUUAGAUUCAUUUAUACCAUGAUGCAUAUCUUCAUUAAAAUUUUAUAUUUUUGUUUGACGUUACAUUAAAGCUUGUAAUUAACCUACUCUUUUGUUCUUUUGCUUGUUUGUGACAUACAUACAAAGUGAUUGAUCACCUCAUUUACCCGGUGAGCUAACUUGAAUGCAGUUGUCUAGAGAUACACUCCCUUUUAAUGGGUGUUUCAGCUCUCCACUUAAGUCUGGUGGCUCUACUGCUUCUGACUGCCAGCUGUUCUUGUGAGCUAUGUUUUUUCCCCCACAAAUUCUCAGUUAGAAAAUGCCAUACAGAUGAUGCCGGGAAGUCUCUUGAUCAGAUCUCAGGCGAACAGACUGGAGAUCUGUUGGAUCUGCCGUCCUAGUAAGUGCUGAUUCUGAGGCAUUUCCCUCCUCUUGCAGCACCCCUCAGAUAAAUUGUUUUGUUGACAAUUGUUGUAAUGGAGCACCGGUUGGUAAUUCUGUGAAAAAGACCAAUGCAGCAUACUGGAUUUUUAACUCUUGAUCAGAAAUGGUUUAGUUUCAUCCUGGACAAAAGUGACUGCUCAUUUGUGUGUUCGCCUGCUCUAGUUUGGAUGUAUUGCUUAAGGAGAAAAAAGGUGCCAUUUUUAAGCUUAGAGCGUAUGGAGUCUGACUCAUGUAGAAAACAACCCAUUUGUGUUUUGCAUUAUAUAAGCUGCUUAGUUGUCCUAAGUAUAAUAACAGUAAAUCAUUUUGGCUUGAUGUCAGUGUAGCAGUCUUAAAUGCGUGUAUUAAAUGUAGAGGGAGUUGCUGUGUGAUUUUGCUCUUAAGCUGAAUUCAAACUGAAAUGUUCCAGGGAAGCUAUGUCUUUAUGUAAGUUGUAAAUACAAGGUUUGGCUUGAGGAAAACGACCUACAUGUUGCAGCUCAAACAAAGUUUCAUCUGAGUGUUGAAGUCAUCGUCAAACUGUACGUUUCAAAGGUACUUUUGAAGGAAGGAAGCUGUGAGUGACGGACCAAAACAUGUUAGUU
This is a messenger RNA of Micropterus salmoides (largemouth bass), 2512 nucleotides long. RefSeq names its product homeobox protein MSX-2-like. The transcript is spliced from 2 exons. Bases 202 to 942 code for a protein of 246 amino acids. Gene Ontology annotation, cellular component: nucleus. The record is from RefSeq and is a predicted model, not a curated record. Lineage: Eukaryota; Metazoa; Chordata; Actinopteri; Centrarchiformes; Centrarchidae. Gene Ontology annotation, biological process: regulation of transcription by RNA polymerase II; embryonic morphogenesis. Gene Ontology annotation, molecular function: DNA-binding transcription factor activity, RNA polymerase II-specific; RNA polymerase II transcription regulatory region sequence-specific DNA binding.